Molecule: messenger RNA, 2696 nt
Organism: Ornithorhynchus anatinus (platypus)
Lineage: Eukaryota; Metazoa; Chordata; Mammalia; Monotremata; Ornithorhynchidae
Gene: CX1H5orf15
Product: chromosome X1 C5orf15 homolog
Exons: 3
Coding region: 16-1038 (340 amino acids)
Source: RefSeq, a predicted model, not a curated record
CGCCACAUAGCGAUUAUGGCGGCGCUUGGCCGUGGCAGCGUCGUGCGUCAUCACGUCCGUGACGUCACGGCCCGGCCGGCGGCGCGCAGGCCCGGCGCCCCCUCCCGCCGCUCCGCCCCGCGGCCCGACUCCGCCAUGGCCGCCGCCUCCCCGUGCCCGAGGCUCAGGGCCGCCGCGCCGGGGAAGCUGAGGGCCAGGGCCGCGGCCUCGGCCGGCUGGGGGCCCGCCGCGCUGCUGCCGCUGCCGCUCCGGCUGCCGCUCCCGCUCCUCCUGGGGCUGCUCCUCGGCCUCCUGUUCGUCUCCCCGGCCUCCGGCAAUGGGAUUAAGGAAGAAAGAAACCAAACUGCAGAUGAUGCAACUAGUCCAGAUGAGCUUUCUUCUAAGGUCAGCGAGAAUGCAAAUGAAAAGACUGUGGACCCCAGUGCAAAUGAAAAAACCGUGGACCCCUCCCCUCCUAAUAAUACUGGUCUCCCUGCUCCCCUCAAGCCCUAUCCAACGAAGGAUGUCAGGACCACAUCUGCGGCACCUCCUUCGGUUACAACUAGUCCCGGGCUGGUAAGGGAUGCUGAGGCUACUGAGGAUGCCCGAAUUGAGGAGGAGGGUCUGCUCACGUUGAACAGUUCCCCUUCCACCUCCAAAGACUCUCUGGACAAUGGGGAAUACGGAGAGUCGGACUACGACUGGACGCCCGACACCAGAGACGGCCCCAACGGUCAUGAGCAAGGCAACGCAGGCUUCGCCGAGUUGGACGAAGUUGUUAAUUCCAGGGACAGUUACCCUGGUGGGAAAUCCUUUAAGGCUCCACCGUCAAGCUUAGAAGAGGAAGACAGUCAUUUUUUUUUCCAUCUGAUCAUCAUUGCUUUCUUGGUCGCGGUGGUGUACAUCACUUACCACAAUAAAAGAAAGAUCUUCCUCCUUGUUCAAAGCAGAAAAUGGCGUGAUGGUCUUUGCUCUAAAACAGUGGAAUAUCAUCGGCUAGAUCAAAAUGUUAACGAGGCAAUGCCUUCCCUGAAGAUUACCAAUGAUUAUAUUUUUUGAAAGCACUGUGAUCCAAGUUUGCGAGUUAUUUUCUUUGCCUGACUUUUUAUAUGCUAUUGUGCAAAAGUUUGCCAUUAAGCCAUUUGUUCUUCAAUGAAGGGUUGAUCUCUUUUGCCUUGAUAGUUGGGAGGUGAAAUAUUAUGUGACACAGGGGCAUGUAAUACUUUGUCAUCUAUAUUUUUGUUUUUGAUUUUGGGUAAUGCCGAAAGGUGCAGGUGCUAUUACCCUGUAGAUCAUUCAUUGUUUCAGGUGUACUGAUCUGGCUAUUUUUUCUGGAUAUGUCAGUGGAGCUGGUAAAUUACAGACCUCAUUAGGUCUAAAUCUCAACAAUUCCAGCAUCGUUGAGUCACAUUAAAUCUGCCAGCAGCCAUUUUUGCCAGUAGAGUCUCGUGGUUCGCUUUCCCUACCAUAGAUUUCUUGGGAUUGCCAAAUGUUGGAAAUAACAGAUAAAAACAUGCCAUUAAGUAGUGCUUCAGGGAAACGAUUCUAGAUACUUCGUGAUUAACUUCUGGAUAGUUUUGGAUCUGAUUUCUUCUCGGAGUGUCAAAUUUUGCUUUUCUGCCACUGUUUUCAAAGUUCAAAUAGACCUCAAUUUUAAGUUGUCAUGUUUCUUGUAAUCUUUGAGAUAAUAUAACAUUUCCAUUGCAGUUGGUUGACUUUGUUGUUGUAGAUAUAUCAUUUAUUUUUGAAUGACAAAUGUUAAGGUAGAAUUUCAUUUUUUAUAUAUGUAAGUUAUCUGCUAUCUCAAAACAUGUGCAUCCACACAUAGGUAUGUAAGCGUAGAGAUAGCAAAUCAUUUUAAUAUACUGGUUCCUCCAGACUUUUAAUUUUGGUGUAGCUUGAAUGUAGAAAGUGUUUGGAAAUGUAAGAACAUUUUGUUACUUUCCAAGGCAAGUUGACAUGGCCAAGUGAGAUGGUAAAGCUUCAGACCAUCACCAUUUAAGCAAUUCUGCAUCUUCCCAGUUCGGUCAUAUUAAAAUGAUACCUGAAUGAAGUAGUUUAUGCACUUAAAGCUUUUGGGGCUAUACUGGCCUAUUUUGUUUAUGUGUUGGGUCAGUUCUCUGUUUUCAGUAGUUGAAGAAUUUUCCUUCCAGCACAUCUUGAGGUGAUCAUCAGAACCGUUAGCAGAGAGGCAGAAGGGGUCAUUCUCCAUUCACUUUGAUUAAACCCUGAAGUAUAGUGCCACCUUAAGAUUUUUUUAAUAGUAUUUAGGCACUUACCAUGUGCCCGGCACUGUACUAAGUGCCGGGGUGAUCAGCUGAUCAGGUUGGACACAAUUCUUGUUCCACUUGGGGCUCACAGUCCUAAUCCCCAUUUUAGAGUUGAGGUAACUGAGGUGCAGAGAAGUGAAGUGACUUACUCAAGGUCACACAGCAGUCAAGUUGCAGAGCCAGGAUUAGAACCCAGGUCCUCUACCAAAACGAACUUUCGUGGGGUAUGGUGGGUGGGCAUCUGCCACUAGGUUUCCAAGCUCAGAGACCGACAAGCCAGUGUCUCGAUUCUGUCAAAUACUAGUCCAUGCCACAGCCAUAGGCAAGGGAAGCACAAAUGAAAAACAGCAGUCUGUUUCCUCUCAGAAUUUUUUUUUAAUCAUGUUUGAACUUGUAUCAUUUAAUAUUUUGAAUAAGGUUUUUAAAAAUAAACGGUAAAAAUGUCAA